AUGGCAACUCCCAUCUCAAAUUGCAGGUAUGUGAAAGCACUCUUUGGAAAAGCUCUUUUCGCUCUCCAUGACUUUGGAAAGAACCCAGGUGAUGAAGACAGAUAUAGCCAGACAACAGCUGAUGGCUCUUGCCCCACGAGAUAUUCCGACCUAAUGCCUGGAUCUGCCGUGAGUCGGAAGCUACAUCUGGAAAGUAGCAGUACAAGUCCAUCCACAGGGACACCCAUGGCAAUGAAGGCAGGCUUGGAUGACAAAAUGACAGAUACCAGCAACUUGGAUGAGAUAUUACCAGAAUGGGAGAAAAUCUUAAAGGAUAUAAAAAUACCUGUUUUUUUUAACAAGAUGCCCCAAGAGACUGGGAAAACUUUCCUUCACUCCAAACAAGUUGGGAAUUACCUAGUAGGCAAAAUGAUCAACAAGGGCUCCUUUGCCAAGGUGAUGGAGGGACUACACAUUCCCACAGGGGAGAAGGUAGCCAUAAAAGUCAUUGACAAGAGGAAAGCCAAGCAGGAUUACUAUGUUUUAAAAAACAUGAAGCGUGAGCCGCGGAUACACCAGAUGGUUAAGCACCCCAAUGUUGUUCGGCUAUAUGAGACCUUGGAGACUGACAACUCCUAUUACAUGGUGAUGGAGCUGUGCCUCGGUGGGGAUCUCCUGGACAGAAUCUGUGACAAAAAGAGGCUGGUGGAACAGGAAGUAAGGAGAUAUACCAGGCAAAUUCUGUCUGCAGUAGGGCACCUGCAUUGCCAGGGGAUUGUUCACAGGGACCUAAAAAUUGAAAAUUUUCUUCUUGAUGAGAACAACAACAUCAAAAUCAUUGAUUUUGGACUGAGCAAUACUGCAAGGUUUGAGGGUCUCUCCCAGGAGCUGUUACAUACCCAGUGUGGAAGUCCAGCUUAUGCUGCCCCAGAACUCCUUGCUCAUAAGAAAUAUGGUCCAAAGGUAGAUGUCUGGUCCAUAGGUGUGAGCAUGUUUGCUAUGCUAACUGGCACAUUGCCCUUCACAGUGGAGCCUUUUAAUAUCAAGCAACUGCAUCAAAAGAUGUUAAUUGGAGAAAUCGGCCCUAUUCCAUCUGAUAUUUCCCCUGGAGCUGUACACUUCAUGCAGUCUCUACUUGAGCCCGACCCUGAUAAGAGGCCUGGAGUCAAAGAAGCAAUAAAAGACAAAUGGUUGAAUGAAGGUUUCACCAGGAAAAUACUGAACACUGCUGCCUAUGAGAACAGAUUUUGCCCCAGUGGAUUGAAUCCUGUUGUUUUAAACUACAUGACAAACAUUAUGGAGUUCAGUCUUUCAGAAGUUAUCAACAGUUUAAUAAAUAACAGACCCUCUCCUGCCAUGUCUUCUUAUUGCUUGUUGCUGAAGAAACUGCUCAGGUACCAGAAAGACCACAAAAGAGCUCAGAGGGAACAUGAAGCAGAAAAACACAGUAUUAAUUCUGAUAAACAGCUGAAUAAAGAGUCAGAAACUAAGAUUUCCCAGAAGGCUGAAAUGGACAUGCUGGAAAACCUUGGGAAUUAUGGCAGUAGGGAAUUUCCUACUGUACUAACCCUUGCAAUGCAGAAUGCUAUUCAAGAAGAUGAGAUCACAGUUGUAUUGGAAAACCAAGAAAACUUGUCAAAAGUGGAAGCUGAUCUGAUUUGUUUUAUAUUCUGUUUAGUUUCCGAGUUUGCAGAAAGAGAGUUGGUAAGCUGUGGGCCUCCUGAGUCAUCAAGAAAAAGUAUGCCAUUUGAGCCCAUUUAUCAGCCACUUUUGGACUCUCAGAACAAUCACAAUGAUUUUGAAGACUUGACAGAGGCCAGAAGACCAUGUCUUCAUGAGAAAUACCCAUUCAAAACAGCAAAUAAGCAAUCUCCCUUUUCAAACAUCCAAGCAAUGACAAGUACAAGCAAAAUACUUCCAUGGUCCCUGGUGGAAAACAGAAUUACUACCAGCAGUCCUUUGCCUCGUCAGGACAGGAGGUUUAAACACCUUCUAAAAACAGUAUAUGACAAUAUUCACAUCCCAACACAGAGGCAACUUGAUAAAGACGGUGCUGAUCUCCUCAUGAUUAAUUGUCCCCAGCAGUCACCUUUCCCCAGGCUGCAACAGGCUACCCUGAGAGAAACGCUACCUAGGAAGAUUUCCUUGCUGGGGACAACACAGGAACCUGCAGAUACCUGCCCUCUUGUUACAGCCAAUGGUUCAAAAACACCAAUUCUUCCCAUGCCCCAACAACAAAAGUUUAUCAUUAGAAAUAUGAAGCAGUUUAAAGAAAACCCAACUCAUUUUUUCAAUAAUCAAACUAAGAAAAACUUAAUUCAGCUCAGACACAUACCUACAACUACAGAUGUGAAUCUUCCAGUUUUAUGCCCACCAUACCAAACCAGGUCAGGGGAAAAAACAGAGAUUCUAAGGUUAAAUUUUGCAUAA
Pseudopodoces humilis (Tibetan ground-tit) is the source of this 2409-nucleotide messenger RNA. NCBI's taxonomy places the organism in Eukaryota, Metazoa, Chordata, Aves, Passeriformes, Paridae. The record is from RefSeq and is a predicted model, not a curated record.